Messenger RNA from Eucalyptus grandis, 1115 nucleotides. RefSeq names its product cationic peroxidase 1-like. Gene Ontology annotation, molecular function: peroxidase activity; heme binding. The transcript is spliced from 4 exons. The record is from RefSeq and is a predicted model, not a curated record. NCBI's taxonomy places the organism in Eukaryota, Viridiplantae, Streptophyta, Magnoliopsida, Myrtales, Myrtaceae. The coding region runs from base 27 to 986 and encodes 319 amino acids. Gene Ontology annotation, biological process: response to oxidative stress; hydrogen peroxide catabolic process.
CUUCGCUGAAACUUCAACUCCAAGCGAUGGCUUGCGAGAACUCUUCUCCCAGAUCCGCCUUCUUAUUGUUGCUGUGUUUCCUACUUGGAACAGCCUCGGCUCGGCUGUCCAGCACUUUCUACUUCACAUCCUGUCCCAGCGCCCUCCACACCAUUAAGUCCGGCGUGAACUCCGCAGUGUCCAGCGAGGCCCGCAUGGGCGCCUCACUGCUCCGCCUUCACUUCCACGAUUGCUUCGUCAAUGGAUGUGACGCGUCGAUUCUGUUGGACGACACCACGAACUUCACUGGGGAGAAGACCGCCGGCGCGAAUGACAAUUCCAUACGUGGAUACGAGGUGAUCGACACGAUCAAGUCCCAACUGGAGAGCAGCUGCCCUGGGGUCGUGUCCUGUGCUGACAUCUUGGCCGUCGCCGCGCGUGAUUCUAUUGUUGCCUUAGGUGGCCCAAGUUGGAGAGUCUUAUUAGGAAGAAGAGACUCGACCACCGCAAGCCUAAGUGCUGCUAAUAGCGACAUUCCUGCCCCAACUUUGAGCCUUAGCGACCUCAUCACCGCCUUCUCUAACAAAGGCUUCACUGCCAAAGAAAUGGUGGCACUUUCAGGAUCGCACACGAUAGGUCAAGCCCGAUGCACAACUUUCCAGACCCGGCUUUAUAAUGAGAGCGACAUCAACAGCACGUUCGCAACGUCACUAAAAGAAAACUGCCCAAGCUCCGGAGGUGACAACAAUCUCUCUCCUCUCGACACCACAAGCCCGACGUACUUCGACAACGCCUACUUCAAGAAUUUGCAGACCCAAAAGGGGCUUCUUCACUCGGACCAGCAAUUGUUCAGUGGUGGUUCCACAGACGCUCAAGUGAACACUUACAGUAGCAAUUCGGCUACUUUCAUGACAGAUUUUGCUAACGCCAUGGUGAAGAUGGGUAACCUCAGCCCACUCACCGGCUCAAGCGGUCAGAUUAGGAAGAACUGCAGGAAACUCAACUGAUGAUUCUUGUGGGUUUUACUUUUGCUAUCUUUAAAGUCUUGGUAUUACAUCUCUUAUGUUCUCAAGUUUACUUUGAUAAUAAAGGGUCGAAUGUAUUGUCUACCUGAGAUGGUUGGUCCCACUUUUAAU